This is a messenger RNA of Dimorphilus gyrociliatus, 2397 nucleotides long. The record is from the annotation of a GenBank genome assembly. Lineage: Eukaryota; Metazoa; Annelida; Polychaeta; Dinophilidae.
UCGACCACACUGUCCCAUCGUAUCUUUUUCUUCUUGUUCUACUUCUUGUUCUUCUUUUUCCCUCUUCCCUCUUCCUUCCUUAUACUCAUCUCUGCACUCAUCUAUCUAUCCAUUUCUCUAGCUUUACGUAUUUUAUUAAGAUUUAUAAAGGAAAGUCACCAAAUCCCGCCUUCACCACCUUUUCUCAAUAUUCACACACCCCUAAAGACUCUUUUCCUAACAUCCAUCAAAACCGUAAUUUGAAGCGAAAAAUAGGGGAGAAGGCGUCUAUUAGACGUUCUGUUCAAUCACGAUCUAACUAUGAGUGACGCGUUUUUUUUAAUAAUUUUACAAGAUCUGUACACUGGUGUUAACGUGCUCAUGUAACAUAACGAUUUCUUUCUUUUUUGUGUCUUAAAGUUUGAUAGUCAAAACAUUUUCAAGGCCGAUAAUAAUAAAAAAAGAAAAUAGGCUUAAUUGCUCUUAAUAUUGAUUGCGCUCAAGAAACUGCUAGAAUUCUAAUUAGUAGAGGGUUGAAUAAAGAAAAAAAACAGCCAAGUCUGACCUUUAUAUUGACACGUGCAUAAUAGGAAAGAAGAGAUUUCUAAUAGAGCAUAGAACGGUAAAGAGCUGAAAGAAGGAGAGAUAGGCUUGGGUGUAUGAGAGUUGUGGAUAGUAAAUAAAAAAGAAAGAUAUCAAGGAGUGGGGUGAGGAGAAAGAUACGGCAUAAAUAGGCAAAGAGUAAAUAAUAUAGUGAGAAAGGAAGAGGUGAGACUGGAGGAUGAGAGGAGAAGAAAGAGAAAGGAUUAGAUAGUUAUCUGGUUGGCUGGCUAGCUGGAUAGAGAGAUAGACAGAUACACAUAUAUAAAUAUAUAUAAAUAUAUCUAUAUAUAUGUAUAAGAAUGGAUGGAUGGUUGGGUAGAUAGAUAGAUAGAUAGAUAGAUAGAUAGAUAGAUUGAUAGAUGAAUAAAUAAAUAUAUAUAUACUGUAUACAUACUAUAUACUAUAAAUAUAUUCGUACUUUUUUAUGAUUUUCGUAAGAGUUUUCACAUUAUGAACUUAUCAGAUAAGAUCAAAGUUCACCUAUUGUAAGCAUGAGGAUAACAAGUGAAUCACAUUUCAGUCUUUACUGCUUCUAACUUGGCUUUAUUUAUUUUCAGUAAGCUUUUUGAAUUGUCUCUUAUACAAUCAUCUUCUAAAAGAAUAAACAAUGGAAUUAUGGAUUCUAAAAAUAUUCUCCCUCUCACUUAUCUCUAUUAUAUCGUUUGUCAUGGGUCUUCUUCCCCUAAAACCAUUAACUAUGCUCAAGAACAAAAGGAUAAAAGACGAAACUUCUAAAAAUAUUAUAGAUUAUUUAAACUGCUUUGCUGGUGGGAUAUUUUUAGGAACGCUACUUCUCCACCUCUUACCGGAAGUUAAUGAACAACUAGCCAUCUUCGAAAAAGCUAAUGGAUUGACAAUUGAUUAUCCUUUGGCUGAAUUCUUAACGGCUAUUGGCUUUCUGCUAGUGCUAAUCCUUGAAAAUUUAGCGGUUGUUUGUCAACGAAGAUGGGUAAUUGCAAAAAAUUUAUUUCCCUCAGAAAGUGGAGAGCAUUCUCCUUUGUUAAAGGAUUGUCAGGCCUCUUAUGAAAAUGUGAAAGCAGAGAUAAGGACUGAAGUUAACCUAGCUGAAGGACAGCAAUCCGACCAUAAUUCCUCUCUUUUAUCUAAUUCUCAUCCUCCUCAUUCUCAAACCUAUGCCCAUCAUCAUUGUCAUGAUCAUCACCCUUCUCAUUCCCCUCCUAUUGCUCCCCCUCCUCCUUCCCCUCCUCCUUCUUCUCCUCCUUCACCUUCUACGUCUUCGAUGCAGAGUGGGAUGAGAGCUGUUGUUUUACUUUUGGCCUUGAGUUUACACAUGAUUUUUGAAGGUUUGGCUGUUGGUCUUCAAAAUAAAAAAGGUCAAAUGUGGAGUUUGACUAUAGCUAUCCUAUUACAUAAAUCUAUAAUAAUAUUCUCAUUAGGCGUUCAGUUCACCAAGCAAUUUUCAAACGAUACUAGAAGGAUAGUAACGCUAAUAGCAGCUUUUUCUAUUAUGACACCAGUUGGUAUAGCAGUUGGUACAGUAAUUACCUUUUUAGGAAAUAAGGCAAAGCCAAGUUCCAGUUUAAAUUUGGUGAGCGCAGUUCUUCAGGGACUUUCAACAGGAACUUUUCUGUUUGUCAGCUUUUUUGAAAUUUUACACAAGGCUAUUGGUGAUAAUGACGACCUUAUGAAAAUUUUAUGCGUCCUAUUCGGCUUCAGUCUCUCAGCUCUUGUUAAUUUUUACUUCUAGACUUAAUUAUUAUCUUGUCAUUUUUUUUUAUGCAUAUCGACUCUCUCUCUCUCCCCCUUUCUUUUUUUUUCUCUCUCUCUCUCUGAGGACAUAAAUAUGAAUAUACA